This is a messenger RNA of Rosa rugosa (rugosa rose), 2029 nucleotides long. RefSeq lists its product as uncharacterized. The record is from RefSeq and is a predicted model, not a curated record. Gene Ontology annotation, biological process: transcription by RNA polymerase III. Bases 1135 to 1827 code for a protein of 230 amino acids. The transcript is spliced from 2 exons. Lineage: Eukaryota; Viridiplantae; Streptophyta; Magnoliopsida; Rosales; Rosaceae. Gene Ontology annotation, cellular component: RNA polymerase III complex.
AAGGGGAGAAAGUGUACAGCAAAGUUCGUUUUGUUGCUUAAGGAGGUUUUGUUAGCAAUUGGCCAUUUGGGUAGUUCUGAUUUCAGAUUUCAGGUUGCUUAGCAUCUUUGGUUGUCUUGCUACAGUGAGUAACUUCUAUAUCUGAAAUUGUGUUUUUCUUGAAAUUAUGCUUUUCUUGAUUUUAUACUGUUUUCAUAAUGUUCAUUCUGAAAUUGGUCUUGUCAUUGCAAGGUUUCGUAUUAAUGCUUUAUGAAAUUUGGAUUUGGGUGGUUUCAUUCCUGUUUGUUUUUCAUCUCUAUCACACAUGUUAUUUUCUGACUAGUAUGAGUAAGCAAUUUCUGACUUUGUGAGUAAGCAAUUCACUUCACAACCCCAGAUAAAUUUCUAAAUUUUCAGUCUCAAAUUAUAGAGCUUUACCGUUUUCUUGGUUGUUCCUGUUUUAGUUCUGCUUAGGAUUGAUAUAACUAUAUAAGUGACUUCUCUGCUUUGAUAUUUUCUUUUCAUUAUAUCAAUUUCCUCACUGAUAUUAUUUUGAAAACUGAGAGUUUGGUAUUGAUAAAGGAUUAUGUUGGGUGUUUGAUAUCAUGUGAAUUUACUGGAUUUGCUGAUUUUUAGUUUGAUUACUUUUUGUUAUGAUGCCUUUCAAUAGUAUCUAUAAGUCCUAUAUUUUUUUAUACUCGAUUUUGUGAGAGUUUAUGUUUUAGAAGAGAAUCAGCCUAGAAGUUUUGGGUACUGCAACUUUGAGGAAGAUGUGAGAUUUCUGAUCUCAUGGUCUUCUAUUUCACCAUUGAAAUUUUCAGAGUUGGGAUAUUUAAAGAAGACUGUGAGUUUUGGUAGAGGUUGAGCUUUAGUUCGGAUUUAUUUUGAUGAACACUUUUUGGUUUUGGUUCUGUUUUAAGAGAAUCAGGAGCUAGAGUUAGAAAUGUGAAGUUGAAGGACGCAUCAUACUUUUUUCUGAUAUUUUGUAUUUCUCUGGGGAUUACCUGCAAGUUAAAGCAAGUUUUAACUUGCAUCGUAUAAUACAGUUGGAACAUUUCCAUUCAAUCAAAACACAUAUAUAGUCUUUAUUAAAAAAUCAGGUGUUGCCUCUUGUGCAGUUGCACUUGUAACAGGUGAUGCCAAUGCUACUUUUUCAUGGCAAAAGGAAUGAGCAGAUCACAAGGGCCUUCAGCCCUUAAACGGAAGCGCUUGGAUUCGCAAUCUGGAUCUUUGACAGAGCAUGAAAGCAAACUCUAUGAUGCCAUCCGCAGCAAGACAGAUAUGGGCAUGUCUGUACAAGACUUGAGGCGAGAAACAGGACUCCAGAACAAUUUAUUUACCAAGGCCAUCAAAACACUUCAAGCCAAACAACUGAUAAAAGAGGUUAAAAAUUUUGAAAACAAGACGAGGAAACAUUACAUGGCUACAGAGUUUGAGCCCUCGAAGGAGAUAACUGGUGGUGCUUGGUAUGAUAAUGGACAGUUUGAUACCGAGUUUAUAAAGGUUGUAAAAAGAGAGUUGGUGAAGGUCAUUCCUGAUGAUCAUCAGGAGAUUGCUACCUUGGAGGAAAUUUCUCACGCAGUUAGAAUGAAGAAUUUUCUAACUGUUAACUUAUCCGACCAGGAAUUGAAGCAGAUUCUGGAUGCUUUGGUUUUGGACAAUGAGAUCCUGAAGGUGGUGAGAGCUGGGAAAGAUUGUUAUAAGUGCUGCAAUAGAAGAGGGGAGCCAAACUUAGCGUCCAUGGCUUCCAUUCCAUGCGGAGUCUGUCCGCGUAUUAAUCAAUGUACCCCAGAUGGCAUUAUUUCCCCAACCACCUGUGAAUACUUUAAAAAAUGGUUGGAGUUCUGAACUGACAUGCUCUCAAUGCUUUUGGAGGUUUUCCUUCUAUCGCCUAAGAUGUAGUUCUGCAGAAGCUUGGUGCCUCUAAUUCUUUUUGCUUAUGAAGUUGAAGACAUCAUAAUGUCUCUUUGUACUUGUUUCAACUUUCAAGUCCGGUUGAAUUUUCAAUGAAAGUUAUAAUCUUUAUGAAGCAACCUUCAGUUAAGUUAAU